This is a messenger RNA of Mya arenaria, 1503 nucleotides long. Its product is annotated as zinc finger protein 160-like. The transcript has a single exon. Lineage: Eukaryota; Metazoa; Mollusca; Bivalvia; Myida; Myidae. The record is from RefSeq and is a predicted model, not a curated record. Bases 1 to 1503 code for a protein of 500 amino acids.
AUGUGUGAUGCUUCGCUUUCACAUAAACAGCGUAUUGGUACACGCAUGCCAAUUAAGACUGGAGAGAAACCAUACAAGUGUGACAUAUGUGAUGCUGUUUUUUCGAAAAAACCUUAUCUUAAGACACACUUGCGAAUUCAUACAGGAGAAAAACCGUACAAGUGUGACAUAUGUGAUUCUACUUUUUCACAAAAGCCUAAUCUUAGGACACACAUACGAAUUCACACAGGAGAGAAACUGUUCAAGUGUGACAUAUGUGACGCUACGUUUUCACAAAAAAAUACUCUUAGGACCCACAGGCGAAUUCACACUGGAGAGAAACCGUACAAGUGUGACAUUUGUGAUGCUGUUUUUUCACAUAAACCUUAUCUUAAGAGACACAUGCGAAUUCAUACUGGUGAGAAACCGUACAAGUGUGAAAUAUGUGAGGCUACCUUUUUAAGAAAACAGCAUCUUAAGUCACACACCCUAUAUCACACAGGAAAGAAGCCGUUCAAGUGUGAAAUAUGUUUUGCUGCUUUUUCAAAGAAAACGAACUUAAAACCCCACAUGCGAGUUCACACAGGAGAAAAACCGUACAAGUGUGACAUUUGUGACGCUUCUUUUUCCCAUAAACAGAGCAUUUGUACACACAUGCGAAUUCACACUGGAGAGAAACCGUACAAGUGUGACAAAUGUGACGCUGCUUUUUCACACAAACCCAGUCUUAGAAAACACAUGCGAAUUCAUACAGGAGAAAAACCGUAUAAGUGUGAAAGAUGUGACGCGGCUUUUUCACAAAAACAUCAUCUUAGGACCCACAUCCGAAAUCAUAAAGAAGAGAAGUCAUUCAAGUGUGAAAUAUGUGUUGCUGCUUUUUCAGUGCAUAAAAAAUUAAAAACCCACAUGCGAGUUCACACAGGUGAAAAACCGUUCAAGUGUGAAAGAUAUGACGCUUCUUUUAUAAAUAAACAGCGUCUUGAUAGACACAUGCUAAUUCACACUGGAGAAAAACCAUACAAGUGUGAAAUAUGUGACGCUACUUUUUCGCAAAAAACUUAUCUCAGGACACACAUGCGAAUUCAUACUGGAGAGAAACCGUACAAGUGUAACAUAUGUGCCACUGCCUUUUCAUACAAACCUAGUCUUAUGACACACAGGCGAAUCCACACAGGAGAAAAACUGUACAAGUGUGACAUAUGUGCCACUACUUUGUCCCGAAAAGCUCAUCUUGAGACACACAUGCGGAUUCACACAGGUGAAAAGCCUUACACCUGUAAUAUAUGUGAUGCUGCUUUUUCACAAACGCCUAAUCUUAGCAGACACAUGCGAAUUCACAUUGGAGAGAAACCUUUCAAGUGUGACAUAUGUGACGCUACGUUUCCACAAAAAAAUAAUCUAAGCACACACAUGCGUAUUCACACUGGAGAGAAACCGUACAAGUGUGACAUAUGUGCCGCUGCUUUUUCAUAUAAAACUAGUCUUAAGACACACAGGAGAAUUCACACAGGAGAAGAACGGUAA